This is a messenger RNA of Sycon ciliatum, 5297 nucleotides long. RefSeq lists its product as uncharacterized. The record is from RefSeq and is a predicted model, not a curated record. The coding region runs from base 490 to 3996 and encodes 1168 amino acids. Gene Ontology annotation, biological process: regulation of apoptotic process. The transcript has 12 exons. Lineage: Eukaryota; Metazoa; Porifera; Calcarea; Leucosolenida; Sycettidae.
CUUGAACCUUGCUUUGGUGAUGAUGCAGGGUUUCUGUAUUUUCAAUCACGUUUUUUAUCACUUCUCGUGGACCUACAUGAUUCUACUAAAGUAAAAGGUGGUUUUUUGAACGCACACACCACUGAUGAUAAUUAUAAAUCCUUAGCUGCAGCUCGCAGGGAGCCUGAGCUACUAGCACUAGUUACGUGUACUAAUGAUGUACAUUCAUGUAGUGUAGCAGAAGUGGCAAAGAAGUCGACUGGCUCAGUUUUGCCCUCCCGCUAGGCGCUAGUCCUGGACUGUGGAUGAAUCAUCGGCGACGGUCCGGUCAUGCCUGGCUAAUCCGGCUUCUCGACUCCAGCGAGCAUCGUCACUAGCUAUCGCCGGUAGGACCUCAGGAACGUGUGUGUAUUUGUGUACAAGACUUAGUCCAAGACCUGUGAGGAUCAUCUCCGCUAUCCUCGCCAUCAUCAGCUAUUCACCUAGCAACACUCUGAAGCCACUCUCACCAUGGAACGUGACCCAUUUGCAUCGCAGGAAUUCAUCACAUCUAUAUUGCCUUGGUUGUACACAAUUCCUGCAACCACCCUUCGACAUGCUUUGCAGCGAGAAGGGCUCCUCACAUUUCACAUGCUAAAGGAGUUGGAAGUUACUGAACGUAAUACAGGACACGUAGCGCACAAUGAGGAACUUCUAGCUCUGAUCAAACCGGGAGGACUUAUAGCCUAUAGGGUACUCUGCCAGGCUAUACGUAACAUGGGCACCUAUGAACACAGACUCCUUCAGAUGCAGCAACUUCUCCCAGAAAACCAGUCCCCUUCUACCUCACCAGCGGCUAACCCACCACCAGCAAAUCAACAACCAGGCACCCAGCCGCCGCUCAGCCAGCAAUCACCUAGCCAACCAGCUCCUAUUGCACCUGAUAUUGACGGUGUCACUCCAGAACACCUUUUUGAACUGGAAAGAGCAAAAAGAGAUGAUGCAAGGCGUGGUGACACAACAAGCGUCCGCUUCUUGCACAUUGCAAUUCUUGGAGCUGCACGUUGUGGAAAGACAAGCUUGCUGAAGACCAUACUGGGUGAAGGGCAUGACUCUUGUGAGAAGAGCACGCUUGGAAUGAAAACCUCAUUCGCCGUCACCACAAUGGAAAAUGGCCAAUUCACAGUAUGCAGUGAUGUCAUUGAAGCGCUGCGGCAGCUGUACGUAACAACCAUAUUGAAGGACAAACAAAGCGACUCAGAUCGCUCUACUCCUCCACACGGUGAUGCCGCGGCAAGGUCACAAGAAGUUACGUUUGGCGGAGCUGCACCAUUUCGUCCUGGAAAUCCUUCACGGCAAAACCUCACCAGUGAGACUUCAGUAGGAGAAGAAGACCUAGUGGCAGUGCAACGUGCAAUAGAAGCCAUUCGUUCUGCUGACAUGGUGAAGUACAUCAAGGAAGCUGCUGCCAAACCUAACUUCACCGUGAUCACAUUCCAAGACCUCGCUGGUCAGCAGAUCUACCAGUCUGUACAGCCACUGCUCAUAAUGAAGAACACCGCAUUCAUAGUGGCGUACAAUGCAUCAAAGCAGUUGGAGGCGGAGAUGGAUGAGGGAGAGCUUGAAGAAACGCGGAGGGCUGAAACACAAGUCCUCCGUGCGACUUUGCCAAGUGAUGCUACCCGCAUUGAUCAAAUAUUCUCAUGGCUCGACAUGCCACUCUUCCAUAGCAAAUCUGAUCACACGGACAAGAAUGCAGGAGAUGUGUUCAUGGUCGGUUGUCAUGGAGACCAAUAUGACAAAAAGAAGGUCAAGGAAACCCUGCCAGAUCCGAGAGUGUUGCUUCACAAAAGGAUCAGGGAAUCGCGGUACAAGCGACUUGUAUCGAAUCAAGAGUCACACUUCCUAGUCGACAACACCAAGUCCAAGUCAGGUGACGAUGAUGGUGCGAAGGCCCUGAAGAAGGCCAUAGCUGAUCGCUGUGAAGCCAGCAGGCUCGACAUUCCUGUGACAUGGCUGCGCUUUUGCAUGGCCAUUGAGCUGUUGAAGACAACCAUCCAGGUACCAUGGCUGGACUUAAAAAGGGUUCAAGGCAUUGCUGAAGACCUGGAUGCCAUCGAGAGAGACGACGAUGAAGGGAUGAAGAAACUGCUGAAGUACGGCCACGAGUCCGGUCAUUUGGCAUACUUCCCCACUGAUGAACUCAAACACCUCGUUAUUCUGGACAAGCAAUUUGUCCUGGAUUGUGUGACUGCCCUGGCAGACAUCGACUUGGAGGAAAGCUGCGAUGCCGUGUCGCCGCCGUCUGACUACGAUGAAGAACGCUAUGGCAAGGGCUUCAUAUCUGAAGCUUUGGCCAGGUUUGCCUUCAACCAAUUUGCCAAAAAAGCAGAGAAGACAGCAAAGUGGAAACGACUUCAGGACCAUCAAAAAGAAUGGGACAAUGCAUUCCAUAUCCUUCAAGAGCUGUCAGUCCUAGUUAUCACUCAGCCCACUGUUGGCAAUGGACAACAGAAGCAAGAGUUCAUCAUGCCAGCAGUAGUACCCAACGAAGCACUAGAAGAAGCCAGAUCUGCUUAUCUGUCACCGCCAGCAUUCGUAUGUCUUGAGAAGACAGGGGAAGAAGGACACCAAAUCCCGUUUCCUGUCUUUCUGUACUGGCAAUGCGUGGUUAAGAUGCUCAAGGAGUCGUCAAACCGCAUCGAUUGUAGUCUAUCUUUCAAUGGAGUGCGGCUAUACUGGGUCAAGGAUGGUUGGCAGUGGUUACGGCUUAGCUAUGCCCGGUUCGGUGUAAGAGUUUGUCUGGAGCGGAGCUCAGAAGCACAGGAUUGUGCCAGCACAGGCCAGUCAGCGCUAGCACUGCUCAAGUCAACUGUUGAGAAUGUGCUAAGUGAAUGGUCGGGAAAGGGCAAGCUGCAGGCAAGCGUUGUGAAGGUUCUUCCAUGCCCACCGGACUGUAAGCACCCUUCUGGCGUGAAAUGCUUGGAGCAUGGGAGAAAGUCCUGCAACAACAGCUGCCCACAUGCUCUCCACAACGUUACUGUGGGUUUGGCGCCUGUUUGCCGUCUUCCUCGCCCUCCAGUACUGCGGAUGAUACCCCAAGCAGCAGAGGUUUGGCUCGGCCUUGAGCAGGUUGAGGGAGACUUCGUUCUUCGUUCCUCUGGCUCCGGUGGCGACGGACUCGGUGAUGUCGGUGAAGUCGGUCUCUUGCAGAUCAGGUCGCAUGCAGAUUUUGUCGGCUCACUCACUGGCUUGUUCAACAACAAAGAAAAGAACGAGUUUCUUGACCAACAGCUCUCUGACAUGACAGCAUGGAAGAGUGACGUCUUCACAGAACUUCGGCCUGACCUGGUUUCCACGCUAACUCCAGGUGAUAUGCGUCGCCAGUGUGAGGCUAAGAAGUUGAUUACGCUUGCACAGCGUCAGCUAUUUGCAUCAAACACUGGCCGUGCAGCGCAGAAUGAGGAAUUGCUCGAUGCACUAAGCACUGGUGAUGACGAAUCCUUCCACACCUUCCUUGAAUGCAUCCGUGAAGUCGAGCCACCACCCAGCGCGAGAAGGUUAUUGGCCAAGCUGGAACCCGUCGACAAGUUCCGGGGUGAGGGAGACUUGAUUCUGAGGACGCAAGCGGCAAAGUUGCCUUCGUCUGGCUCCGGUGGCGACGGACUCGGUGAUGUCGGUGAAGUCGGUCUCUCGAAGAUCAAGUCGCAUGCGGAUUUUGUCGACUCACUCACUGGCUUCUUCAACAACGAAGAAAAGAAGGCCUUGGGGCGGGAUGCUGUCAAAAAGGUCAAGCCUGACCUUGAAAACAACAGCCACACUGUGCUCAGCGACUUCCACGAUCAGAACGAGGGCAAGAUGAUUGGAGCUGGCCAUGGUCACACCAAUCUGAUGUGCAUCAUUUUCUACCUCAUCAAGCAACUCAGAACGGAGAUGACAAUCCAUGAACUUUUCAAGUUCCUUGCCAACCGUGUUCCGGAAUACAAUCACAUUAUCCUUCAGAAACUGAGAGCUGCCGAGUACAAUCCACGCGACUAAGUGCCCUGAACAGGCCCCUGCCACUGUCAUGGAACUUGAUGGUGGUGGUGCUGCUGCUUCUGUAGCUGCUUCUGACGUUCCUAGUGCAGCUGCAGCGUGACGCAGGACUUUAACUCGCCUACUCGCGUAAAACGACAUCAUCGGGUGUUUCCUGCUGGCCUGAUCGCCGCAUGCUGCACACUGAGUAUCAAGCUAAGCAAAGAGAUGACUGAUUUGUGCUGGACACAACGAUGAUGCCGUAACUGCCAUGCAAUCUAUGUAUACGUGGCCAGUUACAUGUAAAUUAUAUGCAUGCAUGCACACACACACACACACACACACACACACACACACACACACACACACACACACACACACAGGUGAUGUGAGGUUCAGUUUCCGCGAUGGCAGCUUCAAGCCGCGUUCUGGCAGUGAGCAGUCAGCCAUCACACAGCAUAUACACACCCACUGCAGUACAUUCAUCUAGUACGUAGAAACUAGGAAUAGACCCCGACUUUUUUUUUAACUUGUUUUUUUGCAGCAGUUUUGCGUGCCCGCAUCAAGCUGCAGCAUGCAGUACUAUUGCCAGAAGCUGGUGUACUGACUGAUUGUCAGUUUCUACUGCUGGGUUCCCGGCACAUACACGUGCAUCCGCAAUGCAAACUGCUGGUGCUGACGUCCAUUCAGUUAUUUUCUGCUUAGAUUACGGCGUGCGUGUGCAGUGCACGCUAGAGGUGAUGGUUGUGUAGGUUUGCUGUUUUGUUGAACUGCAUUUGUACCGUCUUGCCAACUUGACUCCCUGCUUGGCCUUUCAGCGGCCAUCCAUGAUUCUCUGCAUGAUCUUUUUUCGUGAGCUGCUUUUACUUUGUAUGUAAAUAGGCCUGCUUUUAGAACUCCUAGAAAGUGUUGCAUGAACUAGUGACGUAGUGUUCCCAUAACACUGCGACUCCAAACACUUGAAUUGAUUAAUGAUUUUUACUAACUGGUUUGAGGGAAAGACACAAACCAAAGAUUUUAAUGAUAUGAUUUUAUCAUGUUUAUUAGUAUAUGUUUCUUCAGUGUUAGUGUUUUCUUGCCUUCUUGCCAAAUUGUGUCUGUGUGUACGUGUGAGUUUUCUCUUCUUUCGUUCUGUUUAGGUCACCUUACAAGUGAUUGUUUAGUUUGCUGGCCUUGCCAAUUCAUUAUUGUGUCACCACGAUGUGUUAGUUCUAGAACAUUCAUCUGCCUGCAUUAUUCGUCUUUAUAUUUCGGGUUUUUUUGCCUCCCCUUCCUCAAUGCUCUGAUGGUGCCCAAUGGGCGAAAUAUUGGCAAAGUUACUAUGA